Molecule: messenger RNA, 549 nt
Organism: Camelina sativa (false flax)
Lineage: Eukaryota; Viridiplantae; Streptophyta; Magnoliopsida; Brassicales; Brassicaceae
Source: RefSeq, a predicted model, not a curated record
AUGAAUCAAGAGCAUAGAAGUUUAAUUCUACGGACAACUACGAGAAAAAUCUUGCAAGAGAGGUUGAACAACUUCUUGAACCCAAAGAAAGAGCAAUUCUUCAACAAAUCUGAAGAUGAUUUCAACAUAACCUCUCUUCUCUUUCGUCAAAACUCAUUUGCUCUCUCCAAGUACCACAACAAAAGUUUGAACAAGAAGCAAGACUUAUUAAAGAUGCUCAAGUUGUUGCGAAAUCUUCGAAAAAGCCCGCGUGUGGCGGAUGAAAGCGCGUUACCUUCCACGGCGGUUGACGGCGAUCACGGGGGAGAAGACGGGAGUAAUAACGGCGUGAUGAUGAAGUUCCCGUUGUCGAUCAUGUCAUGUUUUGCGGUUCCACGUGUGAGCAAGACAGAUGGUGUGUGGGUGUCGGGAGAUUACGGUAGGGUCUCGUCGGAGGUUAACCAUCUCAUGGUUUGUGAUGGCAUGAGAUACGCUCUCUUAAUGUAAUUAUUAUUAUUAUAUCUCGAACUUAAAUUAGCUAGUACUUAAUACACAUUUGUUUUGUGUUUA